Triplophysa dalaica is the source of this 516-nucleotide messenger RNA. RefSeq names its product tyrosine-protein phosphatase non-receptor type substrate 1-like. NCBI's taxonomy places the organism in Eukaryota, Metazoa, Chordata, Actinopteri, Cypriniformes, Nemacheilidae. The coding region runs from base 1 to 516 and encodes 171 amino acids. Gene Ontology annotation, molecular function: nucleic acid binding. The transcript is spliced from 3 exons. The record is from RefSeq and is a predicted model, not a curated record.
AUGUUUACUUGUGUUCUUCUAUUAUUGACUGUAACUGCAGGUUACAGAGCUAAAGAAGUCAUCAGUCCGUACAGAGAUGUAACGUUUGCCACUGAAUCUGAGAAUGUGAAUCUGUCUUGUAAAUACACUGGUUCUGUUCGCAGUCUUCACUGGUAUCGUCAAUAUGCUGCUUCACCACCACAGUUUCUUAUUCUGGAUUAUUCAGGAUCCAUAAUUGAAGCUGUUCCUCCAGUUUCUGGAAUCUCCAUCGAACACAGAAACACAGAGAAGAGUGUUGAUCUGAUGAUCUCUUCUGUUAAAGUCACAGACUCUGCUCUGUAUUACUGCGUCCCCUUCGAACGGAUUGGUAUGGACCUGAUCGGGCCGUUAGAGCGAUCUGCACAGGGACAUCGAUUUCCAUUGGUCAUUGUGGACUAUGCAACUCGAUAUCCUGAGGCAGUGGCGUUACGCAAUAUCUCAGCAACCAGUGUUUCUGGUCUACCACCCACAAACAGACGGGCUGGUCGAACGUUUUAA